Molecule: messenger RNA, 1473 nt
Organism: Malaclemys terrapin pileata
Lineage: Eukaryota; Metazoa; Chordata; Testudines; Emydidae
Gene: COPS4
Product: COP9 signalosome subunit 4
Exons: 10
Coding region: 36-1256 (406 amino acids)
Cellular component (GO): cytosol; COP9 signalosome
Source: RefSeq, a predicted model, not a curated record
CCGCGCCCCCUCCUUGUCUGUCGGGGCGAAGGAAGAUGGCGGCCGCGGUGAGGCAGGAGCUGGCCCAGCUCAUGAAUUCCAGCGGCUCCCACAAGGACCUGGCGGGGAAAUAUCGUCAGAUACUGGAAAAAGCAAUUCAGCUAUCAGGGGUGGAACAACUAGAAGCCUUGAAAGCUUUUGUAGAAGCAAUGGUAAAUGAGAACGUCAGUCUAGUGAUCUCACGUCAAUUGCUGACAGAUUUCUGUACGCAUCUCCCAAAUCUUCCUGAUAGCACAGCCAAAGAAAUCUAUCACUUUACCUUGGAAAAGAUACAGCCUAGAGUCAUUUCAUUUGAAGAACAGGUUGCUUCUAUAAGGCAGCAUCUUGCAUCAAUUUACGAGAAAGAAGAAGACUGGAGAAAUGCAGCACAAGUGUUGGUGGGGAUUCCCUUGGAAACAGGACAAAAACAAUACAACGUGGAUUAUAAAUUGGAGACUUACCUGAAAAUUGCCAGACUGUACCUGGAAGAUGAUGACCCAGUUCAGGCGGAGGCUUAUAUUAACCGAGCUUCGCUGCUUCAGAAUGAAUCAACCAAUGAACAGCUACAGAUCCAUUAUAAGGUGUGCUACGCUCGUGUUCUUGAUUACAGAAGGAAGUUCAUUGAAGCUGCCCAAAGGUACAAUGAGCUCUCUUACAAGAGCAUAGUCCAUGAAAGUGAGAGACUAGAGGCAUUGAAGCAUGCUUUGCAUUGUACUAUCCUAGCAUCAGCAGGACAGCAGCGCUCUCGCAUGUUAGCCACUCUUUUCAAGGAUGAAAGGUGUCAGCAGCUUGCAGCCUACGGGAUCUUGGAGAAAAUGUAUCUGGACAGGAUUAUCCGAGGGAAUCAGCUGCAAGAGUUUGCUGCCAUGCUCAUGCCACACCAGAAGGCAACUACAGCUGAUGGGUCCAGUAUCUUAGACAGAGCUGUUAUUGAACACAACUUGUUAUCUGCAAGCAAACUAUACAACAAUAUUACUUUUGAAGAACUUGGAGCACUAUUAGAGAUCCCUGCAGCCAAGGCAGAAAAGAUAGCUUCUCAGAUGAUAACUGAGGGUCGGAUGAAUGGAUUUAUCGAUCAAAUUGAUGGAAUAGUUCAUUUUGAAACACGUGAAGCUCUGCCAACAUGGGACAAACAGAUUCAGUCACUAUGUUUCCAAGUUAACAACCUUCUGGAGAAGAUUAGUCAGACAGUACCAGAAUGGACAGCACAAGCAAUGGAAGCUCAGAUGGCUCAAUAAACCUAUACUUAGUCUUUUGACUAGAAUUAAUCUCCUGCUGUGCUGGACAGAUGAAAUCUACUAGGACUAUAAAACGACCACCUGAAAAUUAUAGUACUAUACAGUCUUUUAUAAAACUCCUGAAUACUCAAUAUGGUAUCACUGCAUGAGAAAUAUGCUUUGCUGUUUUGAAAGUUGUGGUUUAAAAGUACAGGAAGAAGUAAAAUCUUAAGAUAGA